AUGAUAAGAAAUUAUGGUUUUAUUUUAAAUGCUUGUGCCAGUUAUAAAAAUGAAAAGAUUUAUUAUGUUCAUAUAAUAUCGAAUGUUUAUAAUGCUCAUUAUAAAAAUCGUCCAACACAUGUUGUAUCAACAGGAAUAACUUCUGAUGAUCAAUUAUCUCCACUUGAUUAUGGAUUUUAUUGGUUUGAUUUUCGAGCAUUUUGUGCCAAUGAAAAUAAUCGUUUAGUUAAUUUUUGGAAUGAAUUAAAUGAUUUACCAAAUCAAAAAAUAAAUGAAAAACUACGAGAAUCUUCUGAUGAUAAUCAAUCCAAUACAGAAUCAAAUGCCUACUCUUUCUCUAAUUUUUUUUUAUAA
This is a messenger RNA of Adineta steineri, 354 nucleotides long. Lineage: Eukaryota; Metazoa; Rotifera; Eurotatoria; Adinetida; Adinetidae. The record is from the annotation of a GenBank genome assembly.